Messenger RNA from Manis pentadactyla (Chinese pangolin), 903 nucleotides. RefSeq names its product keratin-associated protein 1-3-like. The record is from RefSeq and is a predicted model, not a curated record. The coding region runs from base 103 to 480 and encodes 125 amino acids. Gene Ontology annotation, cellular component: keratin filament. The transcript has a single exon. NCBI's taxonomy places the organism in Eukaryota, Metazoa, Chordata, Mammalia, Pholidota, Manidae.
AAUAAUAGCUGGUCAAGGCUUAUAAAAGGCCCAUUGUGGAAGUCAUUGCCAAAACUCAAAAACUCCUCCCAGCAACCCAACUCUCAGCCAGCUCCCGACACCAUGGCCUGCUGCUCCACUAACUUCUGUGGGUUCCCCAGCUGCUCCACCGCUGGGACCUGUGGCUCCAGCUGCUGCCAGCCAACCUGCUUCACUACCAGCUCCUGUGGAACCGGCUGUGGCACUGGCUAUGGCACCGGCUAUGGCACCGGCUACGGCCUGGAGGGUGGCUCCGGAGCUGUGAGCUGCCGCACCAGGUGGUGCCGCCCUGACUGCCGCGUGGAGGGCACCGUCCUGCCCCCCUGCUGUGUGGUGAGCUGCAUACCCCCAUCCUGCUGCCAGCUGCACCAUGCCCAGGCCUCCUGCUGCCGCCCAUCCUACUGUGGACAGUCCUCCUGCCGCCCCGCCUGCUGUGCCUACUGCUGUGAGCCCACCUGCUAAAAGCCAGGUUGCUGAUUUUUAACUUGAAGUUUCAACUUCUAACUCAACUUAUGAAUAUCUCAACUACCCUGGACCAUUAGCAAAAUCUUGAACUUUUACUGGGCUCUUUGUUGUGGGAGUUACCAAAUAUUUGGGCUUCACAGAGCUAUCUGAUUCCAUUCUACACCAGAAAGACUUUGAUCUCCCCCACUAAGGCUGCCAAAAUACAAAUUUGGUGCCAGAAAUGGGAAAAGCAGUUUGCCUUGGAAUUGACCUUCAGCAAACAUUUGCUCCUACUCUCCGUGGUUCAGUGCUGCGAAGGCCAUAGAAGAACCAUCUGCCCUUCUCAGAUACAUUCACCUCUUAUACUCCACUGUCCUGAAAAUUGCACUUCCUAUGAAAAAGGAAUAAAAUAUCAAUACCUAAUAAACUAUAUAUACUUGA